AUGGGAUCAAUCACUCUGCAAGACGUGGCCAUCGAGCACGCUAUGCAACAGCACGACACCGGCCUCGUCCUUGAUGAGGUUCAACGCUUCUGUAUGAGCACCCUCACGUUCAUGACGGUAGAGCACGAGGAGAAGGCCAUGGAUCGACGACUGGCCAACUACGAGAACGUGUGCACCAAGGCCGAGAUGGUGCUGGCCAUGUUGCGCAAGUACAACCAGAAGCUCGAUCAGGAGGAUCGCCGGAGCGAGAAGCUUAGCCUCGCCCACACCCGCAAGCCGCUCGGGCUCACGUCGAGGCGAUGA
Acanthamoeba castellanii str. Neff is the source of this 303-nucleotide messenger RNA. RefSeq lists its product as uncharacterized. The coding region runs from base 1 to 303 and encodes 100 amino acids. The record is from RefSeq and is a predicted model, not a curated record. NCBI's taxonomy places the organism in Eukaryota, Discosea, Longamoebia, Acanthamoebidae. The transcript has 2 exons.